GAGGAACCAGCGAAACUCGUGUUGGUUGGCAAGGACUACCACUCUAUGGAAGUUGGUUGCACUAAUUUCUUAAUCGACGAGCCUGUAUUAUAUUUCGCUGUGGCUGAUAUGGAUAAGAAUAUACAUUUGUUUCAGUAUGCACCUUAUAAUGUACAAUCAUUUGCUGGUCAGAAACUUAUCCGCCGAGGAGAUUUUCAUGUUGGGUCGCAAGUAAAAACGAUGUUAUCUUUACCAAAAAAAGAGUUAGUAAGAAGAGAUCACUCUAUUGAUCCGGGAAUACCCGUAAUGGAAGAAGAGACUAUCGGACAUAAACAGCUUUGCUUAUGCGGGACUCUUGACGGAAGUAUUGGCAUGAUAACCCCUAUACCUGAAAAAAUGUAUAAACGAAUGCAAUUAUUGCACUCACAAAUGGUAAAUGGAAUACAACAUCCUGCAGGCCUCAAUCCUAAGUCAUUUAGGCUUAUGCAAUCAAAGCAACGACUAGCCAUUAAUCCAGCUAAAGGGAUUUUGGAUGGAGAUCUCUUAAUACAAUUUCCAAAUUUGGCAUUACAUCGACAACGAGAAAUGACUAAACAAAUCGGAACAACAGUAGAAAGGAUCUUAGAUGAUUUAUUGGUGUUGCAAGAAUCGU
Scutellospora calospora is the source of this 631-nucleotide messenger RNA. The record is from the annotation of a GenBank genome assembly. NCBI's taxonomy places the organism in Eukaryota, Fungi, Glomeromycota, Glomeromycetes, Diversisporales, Gigasporaceae.